UGGUCACCAUGGUAACCUUCUACGUCAUAGCAACGCCACUCUUAACCGAGGUGAUCUGGGCACGAGUAGAACCUGUAUGAACGUAAAACAUUAAGCAAGUGAUCAGAGUUCUCGAUGUAUCUACAAACAGUUACAACUAUUGCUGUAGUUCUUAGUACAAUGCAUAUCAGGAACGUACAUUCAGCUUUAAGAUCAAAUAGGAAUGGUAGAUACAGCAGCAUUCAUACGGCUGGUAUUGAUGAAGUACAUGACGUUCCUCUUGGUGURCUYAUAAGACCUUUUGAGGCUGCUUUAGAAGAAAGGAAAGUUGUUUCACUGAUGGAAACCUUAAAGAGUCCAAACACCUCUGACCUCGUCCCCCCUAUCGAUGUUCUCUGGGUCACAGGCAAACAGGGGGGGAACUAUUACUACGCCUUUGGUGGUAACCAUCGAUACGAAGCAUUCAAAAGACUGGAUCGCUCAACAAUCCCUUGCAAGYUAAUAAAAUCUUCGGUGGCCACCCUGCGAGUUUACCUCGGUUCUUCGUUGCCUGAUCUGCAGUAAACUAGAUCGUCUUCAGACAGUAAAAAUACCUUAUAACGAUAUAAUCAAAUGAAUAAUAUCGGGAGAACUUCGAAUAGACGGGCGUGGUCAUCGGAAAACCAAAGUUAAUCAGUUUAACAUAAAUGUACAUCUACAAUAAGACAUAAAACAGCACCGCUAAGAUUCAUGGGAAUGCAUGGGGUAAAUAUAAUUUGCUACAGUACUAGUUAUGUUUUUUUUAAUGAAUAUAAGAGGUAUAUUAACGCAUUUUAAUUCGAAUAAUAGGUUUAUUAACUUACAUAGAUAACAAAUUAACUUAUAAAUUAAAAAUACAUAGAUAACAAAUUAACUUAUAAAUACGACCUAAGGUCAGCGGUGACUAUGAGCUCACAGAGCAUGCACAAAGACAUUUGGGCUCAUUACUUUGUAAAAYCAAAGAAAAURAUGAAWGGAAUCUUGCGAUCCCAGAUGCCUUUGSGCACCAAACCUCACCCCAGUCCCUAACAUAACUGGCCAAUAGCGACUCAAUAAUUUAUAUUUGAUAUAUAGUGAGUCAGCUUUAGGACGUAUGGACAAUUUUUAUAAAUCACGGCUGAUUUUAAGCUUAGUUUAUCAAUAGACAAUUGUAUUGCAUGGCCUAUAUCAAAUCUGAUAAUGAACACUUCAAUUUUUCAAAAAAAAAAGACUUAUUACAAAUUAAAUUGUAACUAAUUGUAUUUAUUAGAAAUAGAAUGGGUUAUCAUCUUUAGUUAUAUACAGAAAACUAUAAAAAAAACAUUACUUAGAUAUAGUUUUAUUAAUAUUUUUGGGCUUAAUAAAAAAACAUCUGGAUUAGUAUUAAGUAAAGU
Molecule: messenger RNA, 1370 nt
Organism: Exaiptasia diaphana
Lineage: Eukaryota; Metazoa; Cnidaria; Anthozoa; Actiniaria; Aiptasiidae
Product: putative sulfiredoxin
Exons: 2
Coding region: 115-543 (142 amino acids)
Biological process (GO): cellular response to oxidative stress
Cellular component (GO): cytoplasm
Molecular function (GO): sulfiredoxin activity
Source: RefSeq, a predicted model, not a curated record